Papaver somniferum (opium poppy) is the source of this 2406-nucleotide messenger RNA. Its product is annotated as MICOS complex subunit mic60-like. The transcript has 12 exons. The coding region runs from base 173 to 2092 and encodes 639 amino acids. Gene Ontology annotation, cellular component: MICOS complex. The record is from RefSeq and is a predicted model, not a curated record. Gene Ontology annotation, biological process: cristae formation. NCBI's taxonomy places the organism in Eukaryota, Viridiplantae, Streptophyta, Magnoliopsida, Ranunculales, Papaveraceae.
UUCCGACUCCGACCCCUUCAACAAGCCUACAACACUUCUUCCCUCCCUCUCUCUUUCGUCUCUUCAAUGGAAGCAGCAGCAGAGGGAGAAUUUCCAUCAUCUCCUCUGAAACUCCUCUGAAACUGAGCAUAAGAAUUAGGUUUUCUACAUUCUGAUACACAAAUUCAUCACGAUGUUGCAAAGGGGAAUGCUGGAGUCCGGCAGAUCCAUUCAAAGAGUCUACAGACAAAGCAAAACAACUCAGUUGCCAUAUUUUCUUUUGUCGAGAAAAGGAUUUUCGUCUAAACCUACUACUACAACACUUCAAAAACCAGCUGGUUCACCCUCACCAGCUGCUUCAGUAGGAAAAACCUCACCACCACCACCAACACCACCAAAAGAAGCACCUAAAACUGGUACCUGGUUGAAGAUUUUUUUUGGAAGUGUUGCAGUUGGUGGUGCAGUUGCAGCUUAUCAAGGCGGACAUUUAGGUUAUCCUUUUGUUAAAGAGGAGAAAUCUUCGAAUGAGUUAUCUAACAUUGAUGCUAAGAAGGAUGUUGGUUUGAAGGAAACAAGAGAGUUAGAAAAGCAAGUGGAGACGAGUACAUUGGGGUCUGAUUUUGUUAAUGUUGAGAAAAAUGAUGAUGGUGUUGCUUUGGGCGUUCCUGAUGUUCAAGGGGAAUCAAAUGUGUCUGUUCAAGAAGAUAAGGUAAUUGACAAAGAGAGUGUGGCACCUCAAGAAGAUCCGAUUCUUGGCGAGACUACUCCUACCACUUCUUCUGAAAUACCAUUAAGCGAUGACCUCAGCAAAAGGGAAAUUGGAGACUUUGUAGCAUCCACAGCUGUUUCUCAAGAAACUGAGACAAAUAUUGUAGCUCAAGAGGCUGAGUCAAUACCAACCUCACCCGAUAAUCUUACCUUGGAGGAGACAACAGAGGCUCCUGUAGUUAAUGCUUCUGAAUCAUCCAAUGCACUUCUUGCUGAAUAUUCUCUCCAGAAAGAUGAGGGUAGUCCAACAACUUCUUCCAAUGAGAAGGUUACUGAUGUAUCCGUGCCUUUUUCUGAAGCAAAAGAGUUGUUACUAAGCACGAGUGAUGAGUUGAAGGAUGCGUACAUAUCCAAGGAUGGAAAGUUGGUUCUUGAUUUCUUGGAUGCCCUUCACGCAGCUGAACGAAAGCAGUUUGAGUUAGAUGCUCAUGUAUUUUCUGAAGAAAAGAGAAUUUUGAAGGAGAAGUAUGAGAAAGAGUUGAAGGAUGCCAGAGCCAGGCAACUCAUGUAUGCAGAAGAAGCUGCGAUGUUGGAGAAGGAGUUAAACAAAGAAAGGGUCAAGUUUGCAGCUAACAUAAAGUUGCUUCAAGAAAAAGCAGAAGAAGAUCUCAAGCGGGAACUGGAAAGAAAGGAAAAUGAAGCAGAGGCACAGUUGAAUAAGAUCCAAGACUUGGCGAAAGCAAAACUUGCCGCUGCUAUUGCUAAUGAGAAAGCAUCUCAGAUCGAAAAGAUGGCAGAGGCUAAUCUUAAUAUUAAUGCCUUGUGCAUGGCUUUCUUGGCGCGAUCUGAAGAGUCCCGGCAGAGUCACUCUGUAUACAAGCUGGCUCUGGGAACACUUGCAUUAGAAGAUGCACUAUCUAAUGGAUUACCUAUUCAGAGAGAGGUAAAUGUACUACGUACGUACCUUGAUGGCAUUGACAAAGACUCCCUCUUGGAAUUGGUCUUGUCAACUCUUCCAGAAGAAACGUUAAAGCAUGGUACAGACACGCAAUUUCAAUUGAACCAGAAGUUUACUACAUUGAAAGACACGCUCCGGCAUUAUAGUCUUAUCCCACCUGGUGGAGGAGGCAUCUUGACACAUACAAUCGCACAUGUUGCGUCUUCUUUGAAGGUUAAGGAAGAUGAUCCAUCUGGGGACGGGAUUGAGUCUGUCAUCAGCAGGGUUGAGAGGCUUCUGGCCGAAGGAAAACUGGCUGAAGCAGCGGAAAGCCUAGAAAAAGGUGUCAGUGGUAGCAAAGCAGAGGAAAUUGUUGGCGAUUGGGUGAUACAAGCAAGGAACAGAGCCAUCGCAGAGCAAGCUCUAUCCGUACUUAAAUCAUAUGCUACAGCCAUCAGUCUUACAUAAAAAGUAGUUUAGGGUUCUUUAUUUUCUAUAUGCAACUUUUGUAGUUAUCCCAUGAUAUGUGGGAUACAUAAUUUUGCUCACAAUUUCCGGGUGGAAAAAAAUGAAAAAAAUGAAACUUUUGUUACAGUCCAUGACUUUUUGUCAGUCAGUGAUAUUGUCCCUGAAUAAAGAAAAGAAAUUCUUUUUGGCUGCCUGGUUGGGCGUGUACAAAAACCUUAAUGAUCUCGUUGGAGUUCCUGCGUCUUGAUCUCUAGUGUCGAAUUUCAGAAUAUUAGUAAUUUUUAAUUUUUGAUUGGACCAGGCAGUUUGGUUAG